Messenger RNA from Lactuca sativa (garden lettuce), 5058 nucleotides. RefSeq names its product protein ROOT INITIATION DEFECTIVE 3. Gene Ontology annotation, biological process: rRNA processing; DNA-templated DNA replication. Gene Ontology annotation, cellular component: rixosome complex; nuclear pre-replicative complex. Lineage: Eukaryota; Viridiplantae; Streptophyta; Magnoliopsida; Asterales; Asteraceae. The record is from RefSeq and is a predicted model, not a curated record. Gene Ontology annotation, molecular function: protein binding.
CCCUAAAAAUAUAACUAGUGUAGAAGCGUUACGCAAUUUAGAAUGUGAUUGAAUGCAUGGCGAUCACCAUCGUCGAUUGCAUAGAUUGUCAAAAUCGUAUGCACUAAACAUCAAAAUUUGUGUGUGGGAUACUCGUAAUCCUUCUCCAGCUUUCACGCAUUCCACCUCUACAGUUUUCACACCUGACAUGGCGUACCACCAUUGGCAUUCAAACGGACAGGGGAUUGCCGUAACCACAGAUAUCCCUGCUACCCGAUCACUAAAACCCCUAAAUUCUCCUUCCAAAUCACAGCAUUCAAACUGGGUUUCACUGGGAGUGGAAAGAGAGAGCCAUGAAGGAAGCAUUGGUGGUUUGCGGAGACAAGAAUUUAACGGUGGGACUGACGAUUUGGGACAUAGAAACAGGGGAUCAUCUUCUUCACAUACCCACAUGCGCUUCACAAUUCCAUGGACUCACUUGUUUGAGAAAUCGGUACUUGGUUGCCUCUCAAAUUCACCUCCCUGGCUCCGUCGCUGGCGGCGUCAUCUUCACCUGGCCUUUCUCUAAGCCUCGUUCACCUUUACGGAGUUAUACAAUUGAAGCCAUUGGGCCGAUUUCAAGCACAAAAGAUGGUAUAUAUUUGGCAGGUGGAGCCAUUUCUGGAAAUCUCUACAUUUGGGAGGUUAUAAGUGGUAAACUGCUCAAAACUUGGCAUGCACAUAAUUCGCCAAUAACCUGUUUGGCUUUUUCUAAUGAUGCUUCUCUACUUAUAUCUGGAUCCGAAGAUGGAAUGAUAGUUGUCUGGCCAAUGAUAAGUUUACUAGAUGAUAAAAACAUAGAAUCCUCUGAUUUAUCACUAAGUGUUUCAACUGAGCAUAAAUCCUUCAUAACUGGACUCUUACCAUCUUCAGCUGUCUCUCAAUCAGUUUUUGUAUCAAGCUCACUUGAUGGCACAUGCAAGGCAUGGGAGCUUGUAAAAGGGACACUUUUGCAGACUUGGUCUUUUCCACAACCGAUAACUGCAAUGGUUGUUGACCCUUUAGAGAGAUUUCUGUUUUCUGGAAGUGCAGAUGGAAGGAUCUUUAUGACCCCAUUUGAUGUUGGAUUGAUGAAGGAGGCUUCCUUUGAUUCAGAGGAUCAAAAAUUGGAAUUGAAUGGACAUAAGGAAUCUAUUACAGCAUUGACUUUUUGUAAAUCCGGUCUUAUUUCUGCUUCUGAGGAUUCUACUGCUUGCUUGUGGAAUGUUAUUGAGGGUGUGAUCAUUCGAAGAUUUAAUCAUCACAAAGGUAAUUAACUAACUACUAUUCCUUUAUUUUAGUUAAAGAAAGUUCAUGAUAUAGUUGUUAAGCAAAUAGGAAAAUUAGUUCUUAUAUCGAUGAAAUUUCUAUGCUUUCCUUUUCGGAUAUACCAUGAAAACUGAAAUAUUUUCUGUGGAAAAUUUUCUUGUUAUUUUUACCUAUAGUAACUACUACGAAUAAAUUAAUGGUACCAAUUUGGGUCUAUAAGAUUUCUUCAUUCUGUCUUUAUUGGAAGAUAUAGUGUUAGAAACCCGAAUUAAUAGGCAAUAAAUGAAUGCAAUAAUACGUAUAUGAUAUUAUGCUCACAACAUUAGUCAAAAGAAAAAUCUUUAACAAAGUAAAUUAAUAACUUGUUUGAGUAUGGCGAAUUGGUAAAGAUCCAAAUGAGAUAGAGGUAUGCCUCUUGUGGUGUCCCUAGAUAGAGAUUCACGUUCACCCAGACUUGUGAAGUAAAAAGGAACCUGAGAAGAAUAUUGAAUAUUGAUAUAAGGCAUAAGCAAGCUAUGAAUGAGCCCAAGGCCCAUCUCUUGACAUAUUAAUGUGUAUAUGGGAUCCAAAUUCAUCCAACACCAUACCAAGCCCACAAAGGCCAAUUUGUGGAUCGAUUGCAGUUCGAGAAGUUAUGCAAUCCACAUCAUACAGUUCAGUUUAGGUUUCAUGAUAUAUUAAGAAAAGUGGCCAACUGCCUCGCUUAAAACCACCUUUAAUAUUUAGGUUAUGUUUGGUACGCUACAGUUAGCUAGCUGAAAAACUAAUUUAUUUUUCGAGUUUUUUUAAGUUUUCAUGUUUGGCAAGCCAAAAAGUAGCUUAUAAACUAGUUUAUAAGCUAACUUUUUAAAAAGCUACUUAGACUAGCUUUUUAGGAGUUUUUUUAAAAAUUUCCAAAUAUAAUCCUUAAUUAAUUAUAAAAACACAUUCUUUUAAAUGUCCUUUUAUGUCACUUCAUAUUUUCAGUUAGUUUUACCAAAUGUUAUUUUUUAUCAGCUAUCGGCUAGCUUUUUAUUUAACAGUUAGUUUUUCAACUAAUACGCUAAACAUAGUCUUAAAGGAAAAAGUAGAAUAGUUGAGAUUCUUCUUCUCUCGAAUAUUAAAACUCUUGAUGAACCAAAUAAGGAAAAAUCCUGACCUUAUUUUUCUAGUGUUAAAAUGUCCAAGCUUUCAUUAGGUUUUCUUUACUCUUUUUGGGUUGAUUCAAACCUUUUGGAAGAGGGAGUUGAUUAGUGAAUAGUGUUAAUUCUUAUAGCAUUAACCCAUCUAUAAGUUCUUUUUGUUUUACCAAGGGAGACUAUCGCCCCUCAACGAAGGUUAACUUAACUGAUAGUGAUAGUGGUUCGCAAAAGUACCUAUGAUCGGCACGUACCAGGUCAACAUUACAUUCUCGUACCAUAAGCCAUAGGAAUGCAUACACAAUCGUUCCUUCUAAUGUUCUCUAUUUUGUACCUAUUGGCUAUGAGUCAUGUUCUCCCCAUUUGGGAACUCGAUUCAAACCAGUAUUGAACAUGUUUGAGAACGUCUAAUAAUCUAGUUCUACAAUGUGAUUGGAAACAAGAUUGGCAGUCAAUUAUAUUAUAUAUAAAGAUAUAAAGAAGUUCUCACUGAAUCAAUUGAUUUUACUAAAUCAAUUAUUUAUUUCACAAUUAGAAUUUAUCUCAUAAAAUUAGUAACUAUCUCUAUAUAUACAUGGCCGAUUUCUCUUGUCCAACACACAUUCUUCAUAGGAAUAAUAAAACAGUUGCAAAGCAUAAUCAUCAAAGAAAAUAAAAUUAAGCAUAGUCAUCAAGGAAAAUAAAAUUGUUUUUGGUAAAAGGAUGUCUGAUCAGCAUAAUGGAGAAUCUAGAGAGCAUGUUAUACUAAGUGAGAAUGAAGAUAGCAACCAAAAGAACAUAGAUGAGACUCAAGAUGUUCAAAGCCAAAGCAGUGAAACACAAUAGCCUACUAGUGCAAAAAGUAAACAUCAUUUAUGUUGCAACGAGCAAAAAGGUAGGGGUGUAAAGGUGUGGGUUUGUAAGCACUUUAACCAAAAAUUUACUAGUUCGUACACGAGAAUGCAUGUUCAUUUUUUUGGUUCUAUUCUGGGUACUAAAAGAUCGUGAGAAGUAUGAACGGUUUUUGAACAACGUCAAAGCUGAUUAAAAAGUUGGUGUGUAUAGUACUUUAAAAAACUUUAUAAUUAUUAAAAAACAAUCUUCCCUUAUUUUAAUAAACCAGUUGAAGAUACAUUUGGUGUAAAGGAGAGAAACGUUGUUGACUUGAAGAUUAUGAGAGGUCUUUGUGCAAAUGGUAUUCUGUGUAACGUGUUAUGCAAUCUUCAAUUUAUGGAGAUGGUAAGUUCAAUCAAUAAAGCACGUACUAGUUAUAAACUUCCCUCAAGCGUUAAACCAAGAACGGUUUUGCUUGAUAAAUGCCACAAAGACACCAAAAAGAUUUAAGACAUUUCAAUAAUUUCUGAUGGGUGGUCAAACGUCAAGCACAUACCACUUAUUAAUGUCAUUACUGUGAAUGCUUAUGUACGCGUAGAAUUUUUCUUGUAUAGAGAAAACAAGAAUAGCAACAACAAACUAUUUACUUGAGCUACUGAAAUAGUAGGACCAAACAAUGUCCUUCAAGUCGUGGUAGGCAAUGAAGCGAAUUUAAAGGCUGAUGGCAAGGAAAUUGAGGAGGUACAUGAAAACAUUUUUUGGUCUUCUUGUUGUGUUCAUACGUUGAGCUUGUUUUUCAUAGAUCUUGUAAAUGAGUUCUAAUGGUUGACAAAUACAUGUAAGCGAGGGGAAGUGAUUGUUAAAUACUUUCUUAAUAAAAAUCAUGUCUUCAUAAUUUUUAGAGAUAACUCAAAGUUUGAGUUUUAAAAAGUAGCAAAGACAAUAUUUGCAUCUAAUUACAUUUCGUUGAAAAGGUUAAUGGAUUGUAGAGAAACUCUUUCUAGAUAAUUGGAGCAAUAGUUGUUGACACUAUUAGAAAUGAAUAAUUUUGGGAGGUCGUUGAAAGCAGUUUAGCUCUAACAAAACGAAUUUUCUUUGUUGAUCAAAUUUGUGAUGGCAAAGGAUCAAAAUUUGGUGAAAUAUAUAAAAAAAAUAGACGUGCCGGGAGAAAUUAAAGAUGACAUGUCAAAUAAUAAAUACGUUUUUUACUACCCUCUCAACGUGAGAAAAUCUUGCUAGCUAGGUGGGAGAAGAUGACUCUUCCUUUACACCGUUUAGGCUUUGCUUUAUCUACGCGCUUCUGUGAUACACAUUAUCUUGAGAUGUUAGCACCCGGUGGAAUUGCUAGAAAAGCUUCUAAUUUAGACAAAGAAGUGGUACUCAAUUUAGAGAAGUUUUUAAAAGAAUAUUUGAAAGUCUAAGAAAAAGAGCAAACUUUACGAGAAUAACUGGCGACAACAAAUUUUCCAAGAAAAUGUUUUGCAACAUAAUUCAUUAGUCACAUAAAAAUGAUCACGUCGUUAGAUAGCCCAAUUUGUCCACCAUGUGUGUUGCGGCAACUUUUUUGCAACUUCCUCUAUCGAUAAUCAUCGUGCAUACCUUUUAUUUGGUCCAUAUUCACAUGGAAUGCAGAACGUUUUAGUACGAGGAUCGGGAAUUUCUAAAUUUUUAAACGAAGAGGGUAGGUUCAUAUCGAAUGUGAUUUUGGUACAUGGAAUGUGUACCAUGUUACCUGGUACGAAAUAUCAUAUCCAAAACAUGAAACGUACAAACGGAAAAGUAAGAAUAACGAUAUCCCAUUUUUUUGUGGGCAUGCUUUCUAAUUUUCAGAAAAACGUGAUUAUAGUCAAAUAUUUGAGUG